AUGAGGUCGAGCGGUGAGAAAAAAGUUCGUGGACUAUCGCUUAAACCUGGACAGCGAAAUGUGGAAGUUCACCCUGAUCUUCAUUUGUCCUCCGUGUUUGAUACAUUUCCUGAACAACAGGAGAAUAUUGUUCGUGUAUUUGAUGAAGAGGGCCGCUUAACAACCCGUGAGAUUGGCGUGAAACGUUUUCAUUUUGCGCGUCUUUCUAUUUUUUACGCAUUACGUUCACUAUCUUGGGGUGUACUCAUUACGUACUCUAUUUUGAUGUAUGUAACGAUUCUUUUUCUUUCGUCUGCUUUAUAUCUUGGUUGGAGUACCAUGUGUGGGGCAGGAGAAGGUAUGUCAUUGACUGAAGCGCUUUAUUUUAGUGUUGUGAGUCUUGCCGCUAACGGUGGUUACAUUGGCGAACAACCGGAUACGAUGGUACAACCCGGCCAUAUUUGUUUUACUGGACGUACAGUGAUUGUAAUGAUGUUAUCAUAUGCGAAUAUUAUAUUUGUUGGAAUGGUUGCUGCUCUUGUUGUGAGUAAAGCGGAAUAUAGUGGUAGACUUGGACAGCGUGUUGUAUUUAGUGAUUUCUGUUCAUUAACAGCUGUACCCGGACGACCAGAUCGUUGUUGGAGGCUUACAUUUCGUAUGGCAAAUAGUAUUGGUGAGAAUCCACUGGCGCAUGGACGAUUGCGUGUGUUUAUUAUCACUGCUGAACCAUUAAAAGACUAUAGACUACGACGUAAAGAAAUGUCAAGAAUGUAUUAUGGGAAACUCUUAGACAAACAUCGUCAUCAUCAUCAUUCACAACAAGAAAAAGGAGAAGUUUCAGAUCGUGGACGUGGUAAUUCCUCCUCUUCCUACUUGACAUUAGAUCGUCUGCAAGAACUACAAUCAACAAAGAAAGGAGCAAAUAUGAGUUUUGUUUCACAAAUGGAUCCAGCAUUGGCAGCUGCCUUUUCUGAAAAACUCACGAGAGAACAACGUGGUAGACAAUCAUCCGGAAAACCAAAACACCGUCGACAUCAAGGGAAACUAUCUUCUCGUAAUGUUGAUGAUAACGCAGAGAAUACAUCACGAACAAGAGGAAGAGGGACAUCCCAACGUGAGGGCGAGACAUCUGCAGAGGCAACAAUGGUUCAGAUUGGAGAAAUCCCACAAAGAGAAUCCGAAUCUGAACAUGAUGUAACUAAUAAAGGAACGAAAGAAGUUGAAAAACAACAACGUAAACAACGGGUUCGCAUCUCCGCCGCCCCCGACACGGUUGUGCAAUCACAUGAUCCACCCAGUGGUGGAAAUCCCUCCUCCUCUUCUUCUUCCGAUACUUCAACUGUUUCUAUCAAGACAAACCCAAGUGAAGGUAGUCGUCUGGCAGCAGAAAAAGCGGCUGCAGCGAACAGUGGUGAUGCGGAUGAUUUUGAACGUGUAUGUAUUCGUGUAGAAGAAGUGCGAUGGACAUGUUCAGAGGAAAGAUACUUGGAAGCUCGAGAGGGACAACUCUCACUAUGGUUUCCAGUAAAUAUCACCCACACCAUUGAUCGACAAAGCCCCUUAUAUCGCUAUAUAGAAGGUAAUAGAGAGGAGAAUCCAUUCAUGUCUUCUACACCCUUAACGAGUCCAAGAGGAGGAAAGACAUUAGCAGGGAAAAAAGGAGAUUCCAUGCGUUCUUUUCAAUUAGUGGCUACAUUUGAUGCUACUGAAAUGGAGAGUGGUGCUACUAUUACAGCAAAGCGUACGUACACUAUGAGUGACAUUGUUGCGCAUUAUCGUUUCUCCAACAAGAUGGUACGUAUGAAACCUGAUAGUAAUGAGGUACGAAUUGAUUAUCACUACUUUAAUGAGAUGCUUCCUAUUACGGCAGUUGAGUCUUCAACCACAGAAAGUGAUGCAUCUCAUGAUUAA
Molecule: messenger RNA, 1890 nt
Organism: Trypanosoma theileri
Lineage: Eukaryota; Euglenozoa; Kinetoplastea; Trypanosomatida; Trypanosomatidae
Exons: 1
Coding region: 1-1890 (629 amino acids)
Biological process (GO): potassium ion import across plasma membrane; regulation of monoatomic ion transmembrane transport
Cellular component (GO): plasma membrane
Molecular function (GO): inward rectifier potassium channel activity
Source: RefSeq, a predicted model, not a curated record